This is a messenger RNA of Balaenoptera ricei (Rice's whale), 1548 nucleotides long. RefSeq names its product BRICHOS domain containing 5 (gene BRICD5). NCBI's taxonomy places the organism in Eukaryota, Metazoa, Chordata, Mammalia, Artiodactyla, Balaenopteridae. The transcript is spliced from 5 exons. The record is from RefSeq and is a predicted model, not a curated record. The coding region runs from base 625 to 1275 and encodes 216 amino acids. Gene Ontology annotation, biological process: regulation of cell population proliferation.
UCUGCUGCGUGCCAGGCCUUGUACCCAGUCCUGGGAGUGUAGAGGUAACCCGAGAGACUAGAAACAGGCUUCUUAAGGAAAAAUUAAAUCUGCCCCCAACUAGACUCCCUAUAUAAAGUCGUCCUGGCCAGACCUGAGCUGCCCUCUGUGCCAGCCGCUGGGUCCUGACUUCCACAGUGGCCGUGCUCUCAUGCCCUCCCAUGCCCAUGCGCUCUCUGGUCUGCACAGGCCAGGUGUUGGGAGAGCCAGGCACAGUGAUGAGCAGCCCCCCCAGGUGACCUGUCUCUGACCCAGAUAUCAGGUAGCUGGGCUGGGGAGGAGGCAGGAGGGGAAGGGGCCAGGACGAUUGUUUGACUCAUCGGAGGUGUCCUGAGGUUUCCCGGGCUGCAGCAGACAAUCAGCGCAUUGUCACCAGGGCUGCAUCAUGGAGCAGGGGAGCUGCCGGGCCGAGAGCCCCGGGUCUGGACCUGUUGGGGUGAGUGCCUCCCACCACUCGGUGUCCUCUCCUUGGACAAAGACCCAGGGCCUGUCCUGCAGGGGCAGGAGAAGCGUCCACCUCCCAUACCUCCUCAGCCCCUUCCUUCCCUGAGCCAGCCUGUUGCCUGGUCUCCACUCCAAGCCCCAAUGACUGCAAUGUGCUUCCACAUGAAGACCAAGCCCUGCCACGGGGGCUGGAGAGCUCCUGGCCUGCUACUGCUGCUGCUGGCACUGGCCACCGCUGGGGCCGUGGCUGGAGGGCUUCUUGGCUUCGCUCACAGCCCUCUCAAGCCACUGCUGCAGACGCUCCGUCUGACCCUCCCGAGCCCCAGGGUGCCCCGGACCAACCAAACCGAACAGGUGGAUGUGGCCCAGAAUGUGGCAACCAUCAGGGUGACUCCAGCUCAGAGCAACCACAGCUGGGCAGUGCUGUUCGACGGGCAGAGCGGUUGUGUCUGUUACCGCCCCUCAGAGCACCGGGCCUGCUUCCUCUGCCUAAUGGAACCCAGAGACCGCGAGACAUUGCAGCUGCUGGUGAACACCUCUUGGCCCCAAGGGACUCGCAGCCCCAGCCAGGACACCCACUAUGCCCAGGAGCUGCUGGCAGUGCUUGGGAGCCAUGAGGUGGACCCUGCCCAGGUGGGGGCUUCUGUGCGGAACCUUUGUGCAAAGACCCCCAUUUACUGGGCCCGACGAGCAGAGAGGCCCCAGAGGCAGUGGCUGAUCUACCUAUGCAUCGACAUCUGCUUCCCAAGCAACAUCUGCAUGUCCGUCUGCUUUUAUUACCUCCCGGACUAAGCCCUUGCAGCGCAGCCCCUCAGGCCAGCCAGCUGGCCGGCGCAAUCACCAGUCCAUGGAGGGUAGCUGCUGGCGGGGCUAAUAAACAACUCCACCUGGCCGUGACGGUGUCCUCUGUGGCCUCGGGACACGAAACAGUGGCAGGGACGGGAAGGAGGAGGCACUGGCUUGGGGGUGGGCACCAGCCUCGGAUCCCCCUCAGCGGCUCUAGGCCCUGUGGGUCCAGAAUUUCUGAAGGGAAUGCAAGCUGCCUAGGGUGGGCCUCCUGAGCCU